UUGACAUUGUUGUACCACCUGUAUUUUACCCAGCCUCUAUUUGUACUAAACUUUUACUUCAUCAUGUAACUCAUCAGAACUUCUUUACAUCACCGGUACCUGUUGAAAGCCAGCAUAUGCAAAAUCAUGUCUUGGAGGGACGCAGUCACGACGCGAAAAGGACCCAGUGCCAUUGAUGUUUCUCAAGUGUCACCUGAUCAUCUUCAGAACUAGGUGAAGAUGAAAGUCACAAAAUGAAUGGUGGCGAGGCUUUGUAAAAUGCAAAUGAACUUCAACUUCUUCGGAUGCAAUAACUUCAGAAGAUGCAUUUUUAUCCAGCAUCGACGAAGGGAAGAUCUUAACGAUAUUCACUCGCCUAGCUGUAGCCCUCUCUGAACAAACCGCUUCUGUCUUCAACUUCAUAUGGAUUCCACUUUUGCCGGGUGGUUCGACAUUUUCAAUGUCAAAGCUUCCGUCUCGUGUUUCCACAUUUCGUUUCUUCCAAAAAGUACGAAGAGAAAAUCACUGAAACAGCUUUUAGAAUUGAUAUAUGGCACCGAGACGUUGGUACAUACUGGUUAGCGUAGCGGCCGAACGAGGAAAAGAAGGAGCUCCAAAUUGAAAAGCGAGCCUCUACUGAUUACACUUUCCUUUGAUAGUUUGACAACUUCUUCUACUACGGCACAGCCUCUUCACCUUUACUCACGCUCUGUGUUAUAUAGUGGCCCCCUCGGGAGGAAGAACGGCCGCAGAGGGAACUACGCCCGGCUCUAUGUACAACUUCUGUUUGUUAUUUCGAUACGUAUAGAGUGACGACCUGCACCUAAAAUGGUGCAGUCAAAAAAAUGAACAACUCAGAAGCUGAUAAACUGGACCACGAUAGGGUGUAACUAUAAAUACGUAUCACCACGACCGGCGCCGGACAUGCCUUGCUUGUUUUGCAUGGAUUCAACGAACGAAGUAGACUUCAUGUAAGUUGAUUGCGCCAGCAGGUUAAGAUAAAGUUGGG
Molecule: messenger RNA, 988 nt
Organism: Amoebophrya sp. A120
Lineage: Eukaryota; Dinophyceae; Syndiniales; Amoebophryaceae
Source: the annotation of a GenBank genome assembly